UCUUCUCUUUAUUACACUCCCUUUCUCUCUAUCUUCUGCGCUGUCUACUGCCAUUCCCCCCUCUCUCUCUCUCUCACACACAUCACGCACUAGUAAGUGAGAGAGAGAAAGAUAGAGAGAGAGAAUGAGGAGAUUACGAUAUCGAACAAAGUCAGUCUAGAGAGAGAAAGAGAGAGAGAUAUGUACUGAAAAUCCACAACAAAAUCAGCUAUCACCAUCGGAAAAUUUUCUUUGUAGCCGUUUAUCGUUUUUUUGCUAAACCGGGUUUGAUUCGCCGGCGAUGAACGAACCGGGUUUCCCAGGGUUUCCGCCGCGCCACCUCGACCCGGCGGCGCAAGAAUUCAUCCCCGCCGCCUCCUUCGCCGUGGCGGCCCACCCCCAAAUUUUCUUCCCCUACCCGCAGCCGGCGGUCUACGACAUCGGAUACGGCCGGCCGGCGUUCGUCGCCGCCGCCGCCCCGCCCCCGGCCGAGCCUCCGCCGCCGCUGCCGGUCUCCUUACCCCCGUCGUCGGCCACCCCGUCCCGGACCUUGCUCCUCAGCAUGGUCCCGGCCUCCGUCAGCGAGUCGACGGUACGCCGCGAAUUGGAAGUCUUCGGCGACGUCCGCGCCGUGCAGAUGGAGCGCCGCCGCGAGGGUUUAGUAACGGUCCACUUCUACGACGUACGCGAUGCCCAGGCGGCGCUGGUGUCGAUUCAGGAGCAGCACAUGCAGCAGCAGUUCCGCCUCGGCCGCCAUUACGAGGCCGUCCUGAGCAAUUCCGUCGGACUUGCGAUGGCGGCGGCGCCGCUCCCUCCCCAGGCGGCGCGUGGGCUCAUCUCCGGGCGCGUGGUGUGGGCCCAGUACAUAAACGCGGUGACCUCUGGUCUACCCGAUGGCAACAACCAAGGCACCAUUGUCAUAUUCAAUUUGGACUCCGCCGUCUCCUCUUCUCACCUCCAACAGAUUUUCCAGCAAUUCGGGCCCGUGAAAGAGCUCAGAGACACACCAAACAAAAGGAACCAAAGGUUUGUGGAGUUCUACGAUGUCCGCAACGCUGCAAAAGCUAUGGCGGAGAUGAACGGCAAAGAAAUCUUCGGGAAGAAUCUCGUCAUCGAAUUCAGUCGUCCCGGCGGCCAUUACUGCAAGAAAUUCUGGAGAGGAUCUCAGAAUAAUAACGAUUCUCCGAGGAAAUCCAUAUAUCCGAAUUCUCCCAAUUAUCAUCAUCAUCAUAAUCAGACAUCUCCGGUUUCUCCGACGCGGCGGCCGGAAAGCAGGCAUUUUCUCCGGGCGGCGGCGGGCCGGAGCUACCGGUCGAGAGGAAACCCUAGCGGCGGCGGGAGCGGGAGCAAGAGUUCAAGCAGCGGGGCGUCGUCGAUUCAUGAAUCGGUGAGCAAUUUAUGCAUUAAUGACGAGUGUUCGAGCGGGAGAAUCAGCAGGAAGAACAAUGGCGCCAGGAAAGGAGAAAGCUCCGCCGCCGUUAACCACGGCGGCGGCGGCAGGCCGUGGAAAGGCGGCGGCGGACGCCAUGGGAAGGAUCACGACCCGCGGUUUCUUAUCAAUGAAGAUGCGAUAAUGGUGGAUUUGAAUUGCAGUAGGGAUUCGAGAACCACUGUCAUGAUCAAAAACAUCCCCAACAAGUACAGUCAGAAGCUACUGCUGAACAUGCUGGACAAUCACUGCAUUCACUGCAACGAGCAGUUGGCCGCCGGCGACGGCGGCGGCGAUGGCGGCGAAGAACAGCCGUUGUCUGCUUACGAUUUCGUCUACCUACCCAUUGAUUUCAUCAACAAAUGCAAUGUCGGAUAUGGCUUCGUCAACAUGACAUCUCCUGAGGCGACAUUGAGGCUCUACAAAGCUUUUCAUCAUCAAAAUUGGGAGGUUUUUAAUUCGAGAAAAAUCUGUGAAGUUACCUAUGCCCGAUUGCAGGGAUUGGAAGCUCUGAGGGAGCAUUUCAAGAACUCCAAAUUCCCCGACGACGCCGAGGAGUAUAUGCCGGUGGUGUUCAACCCUCCCCGCGACGGCCGGACGCUCACCGAACCGGUGCCGAUCAUCGGCCGCCCGCCGGCGCCGGCGCCGGCGCUGCUGCUUGCUUCACCGUCUCCCUCUUCUCCGGCGAGCUCGAAGGCUCAAUCAGACACUACCCAGGUCGAAGAAGAUGGCGACGACGAAGAAGACGGCGGAGUCUGCCGGAGCUCCGACGACUGAUUCGCGGGGCGGACCCAAAUCUCGUUAAGAAAUUAAUCAAUCGAUCACCCCUCUCAUCUUCUCCAAACUGCCGCCGGCCAUCUCCAUUGGAAUUGUCGUCGAGCUCCGAGCCCUAAAAGCAAUGGCGGCAGUGCCUACCCGAUCGAUCGGGCCUGAGGCUGAACUCGUCUCCCCUUCGUGCGUGUGUAUCUAAUCUCGUAUAAUCCGAAAUGUUGGAAUGUUUUUUGAUUGUAUGGUCGGUAUAAACAGUAGCAGCAGCAGCAGCAGCAGGCAUAGAUGUGUUCUUAGGGCUUUCUUAAAGCUCUGUACUUUUUGCUUCCUUUUUACUUAUCACUGUCGCAAAAAAUAUUUACUUAUCUUUGUUUAUGUCACAAUUUCUUGU
Molecule: messenger RNA, 2567 nt
Organism: Andrographis paniculata
Lineage: Eukaryota; Viridiplantae; Streptophyta; Magnoliopsida; Lamiales; Acanthaceae
Product: protein terminal ear1
Exons: 5
Coding region: 281-2185 (634 amino acids)
Molecular function (GO): RNA binding
Source: RefSeq, a predicted model, not a curated record